This is a messenger RNA of Caenorhabditis angaria, 4581 nucleotides long. The record is from the annotation of a GenBank genome assembly. NCBI's taxonomy places the organism in Eukaryota, Metazoa, Nematoda, Chromadorea, Rhabditida, Rhabditidae.
AUGUCUAGCUCAGAUAUACAUUGUUCAACUUCCGAUUCUUCUGAUCCAUCAUUUGGAAGUUCGUCAGAAGAAGGUAUUUAUCUUUUAUAUAUUUUGACACAGCGUGUGUCACACAGGCGAAAAAACUCAAAAUGUGUACACUUUUUACGUGUAAUUACGUGAUUGGAUGGGAUCGGCCGAUUUCUUGAAAAUGAUGACGUCAUCGAAACGUUUCAUUGUCGUGGCAAAUGUCCGCCAUUGCACAUUUUUUUUCUGUUUUUUCGCCUGUGUUCACCUGUGAUCAAGGAUUCCUGUAAAAAAAUAAUGAAAUUUCAGGUGAACCGAAUAUGUUGUCAGAAGGGAGUGAUUUUGUUGUGAUACCUUCAAGUGAAAGUGAUAGUGGAAAUAUUGUAGGGCCACCUCCGAUUGAUUUUUCUGAUGAUGAAGAAUAUCAUAUAAAUCGUAUGUUUUUUUUUUGAAUUUUUUUCCACGCAUUUGAGCAUAUUGAAAAUAAUCAAAUCCAACCCCUCAUCUACCUGGAAUUUUUCUGAGAAAUUUUAACGAAACAAAAAAUUCAAUAAACGUUUUGAUGAAGUUCAAAUAACGUUUUUGAAAAAUAUAGAACAUUUUUUCUAGUUUUUGUAUUUUUUCUGAAAUAAAGAUGAGCAAGGAAUAUUAUGUUGCAUGUUCGCUCCACCGAGAAAAUGUCUCCCCCAAACAUUUUUUCACCGUAAUAAUUAUUUUGUGGUGUGUUUUGUGUAACAGUCCUUUUCGCAAUAUAAAUUGGCUCAGUUUCUCUAUGAAAACCAUUUUUUUUCCUUUUCCUGAAUCGAUAUUAAUAUUCCUAUUUUUAGAUAUGAAUUCUGACUCGGAUAACGACGAAUACGAUCCAAAUUUUGAUGCAGCAGCAUAUUAUGAAGCUGUACCUGAUAAUAUUUAUUCGGGAAAUGUUGUAAAUGAAGAAGAUCAAUUGAAUUUGAAUGAUUAUACCGAUCAAAAUAUCAAGGUUAGUUUUUAUCAGAAAUAUAGUUGCUCUUUAUGAACACUGUCAAACUAUAGAAAAAACUUCAGUCUCUGCUUUCUUCGAUUUUGUUGUCGGAUGGAAGUAAAGCAAAAAUUGGAUAUACCGCUGAAGAAGUUUCGUUCAUGGCUGAGUAAGUUUAGUUUAUUUAGAUAUUCAAAUUAAUAAAAGUAAUCCAAUCAAUUUUUCUAUUUAAAGAAAAAUGCUCCAAUUGAAUUUAUCACAAAUCACUCAAAUAUUGAUGGGAUCAAAUUGUUUGGAAAGUCUUGCAACAAAAUCGAAAGUUGAUAUGGCACAUGAUCUGGUUCAGAAUAAUUGGUUGAUAUUCAAUGAUGGAAAAUUUUUGUAAGAAUUUCGUUUUUUUUUAAAUUUCAGCGAAAUAUUUUUUUCAGCCCGAAAAUAGACCAUAGUCAAACUGAAAUUGUGAAACAAAUUAUAAGAGGAGCUGAAGCUGAGUUAGUAUUUUGAAAAACAUUUCAAAGUUACAAAAAUUCGAAAUCAAAACAUCUUUUUGUUUCCAGACAACGUCGAGUGGAGCAAAACAAAAAAGUUACCGCUGAAUUCGAAUCCGCAGAAAUUGAAAUUCGUGCUAUGAAGGUUUGAGAUUUAUCGAAUGUAUCGAAUGCUUAAUUACUUUUUACAGACUUAUAACUAUUUGAUUGCCCUCAUUUCACGUGUUUGCAAUGAUCGUGGCAGAGGCUUGGUGAGAUUUUGAAAAAAAAGGAUGUUUUUAAGCUUAUCAAAAUUCAUUUUUACAGGUUUCAUAUCAAAUGUUGAUUGAUGCACAUAAUGAGAUAUUAGAAGGCACAAAUUACAAUGAUAUUUCUCAAAAAUUUGUAGAGAAACUUAAUUUGAAAGAUCAUGGUGCUUGGAGUGCAGAUUGGUUCAAACAUUUCACAAGUCGAAGCUCUCUCAAAAAAUUCGUCAAAAUGUCACAAUUUUCUGGAAUUAAAACGGAUUUGAUUGAAAAUAAGCCAAUGUUUGGUCUCCGAGACACAGCAAAACUUUUUGGAAAUGAGGAUUUUGCGAACGUUCGACAAAAAUGGACGAUUCCGGAUGAUCGAAAAAAUCGAAAUUAUUCGAGAGAUCAAAGACAACCUCGGAGAAAAACAGAAGAAGAACCAGAUGAGAAUUAUGAGCCAAGAAAUUUCAAAUUUGAUGACAGUGAUGAUGAUUAUGAAGAAGAUCGAAACCGGAAUCGAAAUCAAUCAAAUCAACCCCCUGCACGUUUUAUUGGUUCUGCUUUCGGUGGACCACCAAUUCAGCCAGCUGAAAAAAAUCCAGUCAAAGAUGAACCGUCAAAGAAACUAACAAAUUGUGUUGAAAAUACUUCUUCGACUCGUCAAGUUUCAUCUAAUGAUGUUGAUCUUGAUUUACAAGAAUAUUUGACAAGCAGUGAUGAUACUGGUGGAUUUUUUUCUGAUGACAGUGAUGCAACAAAGCAACAAAAAACUCAAGUUUGUUAAAAUUUUAAAAUUCAGAUUUUAUAUUAUUGAUUUUUCUAUUUUUUUCAGCAAUAUGAAAGAAAGAAGGAUGAAAAAGAAAGAAAGAAACUUUUACGGAAAGAGAAGGGAGAAGAGAAAAAACAAGCGGCUCCGCCAGUUCGAGGUAAUUUUAAACGAAAAACUGUUGCUGAAAUUUCUAUCUUCUGAUUUUCAAUUUUUCAGCUUUCCUGUCUGCAUGGGGUAGUUCCGAUAAUGAAGAAACAAUCGAAAAUAAUUCUUCAAACAACACUAAAAAGUCAUAUGCAUCAACAUCUGCUUUGCCUGUAACUUCAGUUAAUUCUGAUGUACGAGAUUAUAUCCUAAACUUUUAUCUCGAAAACAAUUCAUUUUUUCAGUCAAAUCUUCUUGGAAAAUCGACAAGACCUCAAGUUCCACACGAACCAUCUGGAGUUCAGUUACAAAAGAAUCGCGAAGAAGAAGGCGAAAUUUCGAGAAGAAGAAUGAAUCAAAAAAGAGAAGAAGAAAAUGAGGAUGUUGAUGAAAAAACGAAGGAAUAUGGAAGAAGACAGAAAAAACAAAGGGAAGAGGAUAAGAAAAAAAUUCUUGAAGAAGAACGAAUUGUACGAGAGAAUGAAGAAAGAAAACGAAAAGAAAUUGAAGAAAAAAAACGACAAGAAAAGGAAGAUGAAGAAUUUGCCAGAAAAGUUCAAGAUGAAGAAAAGGGAUUGAGAACAUGGGAUGGAAAUGAUUAUGAUAGACAGUAAGAUUAGUUAUCAUGUUAUUUAAUAACUCUUCAUUUUCAGUCAUUUCGAACCACCUCAAACUGGAAAAUUUGGCUCAAGCAGGUAUUCAUAUUUGUUAGUUUCAUAAAAUAUUUUUUGAAUUUCAUUUUUUGCAGACAAGAUUAUGAUCCAUCUCCUCCAUUGAUUUCUGAAAGAGGGUUAGUUGUUUAUUUUCCAGUUUUUCAAUAAAAAUUGGAAAUGUUUACAGAUCUACUUCAAGACAUCAUUCAUCAAGAUAUGAAGAUACACAGUCCGUUUUUUUUCAAUUUAUCAAGAGAUGGUGCGAAUGUGAUUUCCCAUUGGGGGAUACUUAGAUCAAUUUUUCCUAACAAGCAGAUAUUUAGUUUCCAUAAGUUUCAUCCAUAUUUCUCUAUAAUUUCUCCAAAUUUUUUAUUGGAAAAGGAUUCAAAAUUUGGGACGUUUUGAUAAUUUUAGUAAAAUACGGCUUUGGACAGAAACAAUUCUUAGUGUAAUCACAAUAAGUAGUUUUUUCCCUAAUUUUACCUAUUCAAUAUAUUUCCAGAAAUCAUGGUUCAUCUCGUCAACAUCCAACUGAAAUGAGGUAGGGUUCUGGAAAUAUAAUUUCCAUUUUCACUCAAAAUUCUCAAAACCUUAUAGAGAUCAACAUCGUCGCGAUAAUUAUACUCCAUCAAAUCGGUGAGUUAAAUUGUUUUUUUUCCUUCUUGACCAAAAUCGGUUUGUUUUCAGCAGUCGCCGUGUUUCUCCGGAUUUUGAACCAAAAGCGUUUCAUUCUUAUGUUCCUCAAAAUCAUCAAGUGCAUCGUCCACAACCGACACAUGGAAAUGAUAGGGUUUGUUUUUUUCAUGGAACACUAAAUAAUUGAAACUCUGUUUUAGUAUUUCGCGGAUUAUUCAUCGUCUUCAUAUCCUGCUCAAUAUAAUCCACAAAAUUAUUCUCAACCACCAAUUCGUCAAUCUGUAACGAAUAAUCGAUGCGGUAAGAGAUUCAAUGUUCAUCUUCCCGCUAAUUAUAUUUAAAUAUUUAGGUUCGACUUCUUCAAAUCAAGGUUUUGGAAGUUUCGCUGCAGAAAGAGAUCGGUUUGUUUGUUGAUUUUCUUCAUUUUAAUAAUAAAACGUACUUCAGAGUUCACGCGAAUAUGAGUCGGAAUUCAAAUUUUCACGAUGGUUUGGAAGCCCUUCGAGAUAGGAUUCAUUCAUUCAUCAUUUAUCAUUAUAAACAUAAUGAAGUUGUAACCGAAAAUUAUUUUUAUCAAACAUAUCCAUAUAGACUCCCAGAAGGAUUCAAUUUUCAUGAUUUUGUUUUAUCAAAUAUGAAAGAUCUAAUUAUUAUCAGAGGCAACGGAUCCUUGAAAGUUUACGAUCCAUUAUUCUAA